Molecule: messenger RNA, 1644 nt
Organism: Pedinophyceae sp. YPF-701
Lineage: Eukaryota; Viridiplantae; Chlorophyta; Pedinophyceae
Source: the annotation of a GenBank genome assembly
AUGGCCGGCGCCCCUUGGGAGGUGCUCGACGCCCUUUCAGAUGGGUCGCCGCCGCCGCCGGCGGCCGGUGCGGACAAGUACGCGCUGGACAACUUCCCCCUCGACGACAGCCUGAAGCGCCUCCUCAACGACCGCGGCAUCCAGAGUCUGUUCCCUAUCCAGGCGCUGGCGCUGCCGCCCGCCCUCGAGGGCAAGGACCUGGUGGGCCGGGCGCGCACGGGCUGCGGCAAGACGCUGGCGUUCACGCUGCCGAUCAUCCAGCAGUUCAUCGACAAGGGGGAGACGGGCGCGAAGAAGGCGUACGGCCGGCACCCGGCGGUGAUCGUGCUGGCCCCGACGCGGGAGCUGGCGAAGCAGGUGCACGAGGACUUCAACAUCAUGGGGCGGGCGGCGAACCUGGCCACGCUGUGCAUCUACGGCGGGGCGCCCAUCUCGCCGCAGGAGUCCGCGCUGCGGCGGGGCGUGGACGUGGUCGUGGGCACGCCGGGGCGCGUGAAGGACCACCUGGACCGGGGGUCCCUGGUGCUGGACAAGCUGCGCUUCCGCGUGCUGGACGAGUGCGACGAGAUGCUCAACAUGGGCUUCGCCGAAGACGUCGAGUACAUCCUGGCGCACCAGUCCGUCGACGCCGCCACCAGCGUGCAGACCAUGCUGUUCUCUGCAACCAUGCCCAGCUGGGUCAAGGAGAUGUCCAAGAAGUACUUGCAAGCGGGGAACCAGGAGUACGUCGACCUGGUCGGAGACCAGAAGAUGAAGGCCUCGACGUCCGUGCGGCACCUGCUGCUGCCGUGCCUGCGCACGCAGACGCCGUCGCUGGUCACGGACCUGGUGCGGUGUUACGGCUGUCAGGGUCGGACCAUCGUCUUCACGGACACGAAGAACGACGCCAACGACCUCGCCCAGCAGCUGAGCGAGACUGUCGGGGCCCGAGCUCUGCACGGCGACAUCGCCCAAGCGCAGAGAGAAGCGACACUGAAAGGGUUCAAGUCCGGAGUGUUCUCGGUGCUGGUCGCCACUGAUGUGGCUGCGAGGGGCCUCGACAUCACCGGCGUGGAGCUGGUCGUCCAGACAGCCCCCCCGAAGGACCACGAAACCUACAUCCACAGGAGUGGGCGCACGGGCCGCGCGAACUCCACAGGCAUAUCGAUCACGCUGGUGACACGGUCGCGCGAGGAGAACGUGGUGCGAAUCGAGAAGCGCGCUGGUCUCAAGUUCGAAAGAAUUGGCGCCCCACAGCCCGAAGACAUGGCCCAGAUCGCGGCGCAGCGCUCCGUGGAGGCAAUCGAGGCCGUCGACAAGGAGCUGAUCCCAAUGUUCAAGGGUGCUGCGGAGCGGCUGCUCUCUGACCUGAGUAUGGAGCCCGCCGAAGUGCUGGCACUGGCUCUCGCGAAAAUCACCGGACACACGGCGAUGAAGCGCAGGUCCCUGCUCACCUCGGCGGACGAAUAUACGACGGUGCAGUUCCGAUCGAAAUUCGUGAUGGAGCGCCCUGGUGCAUGCUUUGGGUUCUUGCGAAGGCGUCUCGGCGAGGAGUUCGGGGAAAAGAUGUGCUCGCAAAUCAAGCGGAUGAUGCUCACGAAAGAUGGCACGGGGGCCGUGUUCGACGUUCCCGUCGGUGAGUGCGGCUUGGACCGGCUGACUUGA